Rhincodon typus (whale shark) is the source of this 1484-nucleotide messenger RNA. RefSeq names its product exocyst complex component 3-like. Gene Ontology annotation, cellular component: exocyst. Bases 321 to 1394 code for a protein of 357 amino acids. Gene Ontology annotation, molecular function: SNARE binding. Lineage: Eukaryota; Metazoa; Chordata; Chondrichthyes; Orectolobiformes; Rhincodontidae. Gene Ontology annotation, biological process: exocytosis; exocyst localization. The transcript is spliced from 4 exons. The record is from RefSeq and is a predicted model, not a curated record.
CGAAGCCAUAACGAGGCGGUGAAAGAGGAAGAUGAGAGAUAUUGUUUUCUGUCGCGGUUAAUGUGGUUUGGCGGAAAGAAAAAGAAUGACAACGGUUAAAACAAAAGCCCCUGUACCCUACAUUGGCUCACAAAUCUCAACCGCGCGAAGCUACACCUGGUGUAAUCAGCAGCCAAGUUUCACCCGGAUCUCGCGCUAGAUGACGGCCUCGAGCGGGUUUCCUAAAUGACCUAGACACAGGCUGAGGGGUAACUAAGUAUCAAGAAGAUACUGCAAUUUUACUCGCAUUUAGAGGCACAACAGAAAAUUGGCAGCGAAAGAUGUCAAAUUCAAAAAUAGUGUCAAAUGAUGAUUUACGUGGAGACAAAGAUUCGCCUGAUGGAAGCCAGGCUGCUUGCAGUGCUUCAGAUGUUAAAACCGGGAUGACCAAAAACAAACCAAGCUUCUGCCAUAAUAGUAAAAAAGUAUCACGAGAAACCAGUGACGUGGAGGUUGAUGAGCCUGAUGCAAAUCCGAGAAAAGAGCCUGGAAUACUUAGAAAUAUAAGCAAAAGGUUGAGCAAAAGGUUAAGUUUGACGUCAACCAAAAACAAAACAGUAAAUGUGUCAGAUGAAAAUACAGUAAAUAAUUUGAAAGUAGACAUCAAAGAACAGGAAGAAAAGUGUAAUUCAGUAGAAAACCAAGAUGCUAAAUGCUCAACUGAGAACACAAAGUUGCCGCUGUCAGUAAUGGAAAUAAACCAGUUAAUAUCCCAAAACCUGUUACUAGAGGCAAAUGAAAAUAUAAAUAAAUUGGAAGAAGAGUUAUUCAAUGAAAGAGAGCCUGAAAAAGAUGAAAAAUACCACCAGGAAUACAUAAAAAAAGUUCGCGAUUUUAACUUGCUCUGCGACAAGCUUGCUGAAAAAAUAACUUCCAUAGUCUCAAAUUCAUUCACUGUAGCUCAACAAGACAGUAGAAUUUUGUGUGUGGCAUUGAAAGUUGUUGAACUGCAAGAAGCAGCAGACAAAAAAUGGGAAGAAAGGAUGAAUCCUCCUACCACUAACUGUUUCAGACGUCCACGGAAGUGGAAUGAUUUGUGGAAAGAAACAGUUUGUAAAAGUGUGCAAGAAAGAAUAGCUACUGUGCGUUUACUUACAAAGCAGCAGGAUGCAAAAUGGCUUGCAUUACAUUUGGAACAGCUUCAACAAACUAUUUUGGAAGAUCUGAAAAUUGUGAAAGAUUUCAUACAAAAAUGUUACCCUGAAAAUUACAAGGUUUUUAGCAUGUAUGUAGAAUGCUAUCACAGUGAUGUAUCUUCUCACCUGGAGCGCAUCCAACAGAACCAUCUUGAAUGUAAUGAACUUUAUUCGUUUCUCAAUUGGGUUCUUCACACCUACCAAAGAGAUUUGGCAUGAGCACACCAGGUGCAUCAGCAGAGUGGCAGGCAAAUUUUGUGUUUGCAAAUUUUGCAAUGUAAAAAUGACCAGCAAAGCUUUUUCUUAGAC